CAAUGCGAUAGCAAGCAUUUCGCUUGAAUAAGAGGACGCCCGCCACACAGCCAAAAAAAUUAUACUUUCAACAUAAAUUCCAACAUUCUAUCAUUUCGCUAUCAUCGCCGGGUGCUUAGUUACUAUUAAGUUUUAUUUUUUUUUUAAUUUUACGUAUAAAACAACUACAAACAAACAAAAUCAACCAUAAAAAUAAAAAAAAUCGUGCCUUUUCUACCAACUUGAUUUUUUUUGUUCUCUUUAGUAUUGUCCGUCGUCGUGUAUCUUUGUGUUUAACCAAGAAAUAAGAUACAGAUACGUUAAUACACUGUAUUCCGAUACGAAUCAUUUAUCAUUUAUCGAAAUCCGGAUACUAUACGGUUAAUCUAUAUAUUUUAACCCCAAAAAAGAACUGACUAUUAAAAUUUUAAAUUAACAUAAUAAUUCUUGCCAAAAGAGGUUCUACAAGUAGUAUCUUCUUAAAAAAAGAUACAAAAAUAAAAUAAAAAAAAAAUAAUAUGCAAGUCUUGUGCUAGUGAGAUUGAAAUACAAGAAAAAGACUAAACAAAUAAAUUUAAGUAUUUACACAAAUAAUACAAAAAUAUAAUGAAGUGGUAUUUUAGAACAAAGGAUACCAUAGGCGCUUGUUUUGGUUUCUUAUCGCUUAGCUUAGCGAUAUUGAUUGUUUUCAUAGAACCUAGCGAUGCAAUAAAAUGUUACAAAUGUCAAGUAUCUCCAGUAAUAUACAAAAUAGGCAAUCUAACAAAUUCCAUACCUCUGUGUUCGAAAUUCGAUGAAUCUGAUGAAUACAUAACUGAGUGUCAGUAUUCAACGAUGUGUGUUAAGAAAAUUUCUAGAUUAUAUUUGCAAAAUGGAACUGUUGAUACAGUGACCAGAGGAUGUGCAAGCCAAAAGUAUACCGAUCAGGUUCUCAAACAAGGUGCUUGGCGUGUAGAACAUAAAGUAGAAGAACCCUACAAAGAGGGCUGUGAAGAAUUCAAGGAAAAUAACCUGUCAGGUUCGAGUUCAACGUACUGCUACUGCCGUGGCAACUUGUGUAAUUUUGCAAAGAAGAAUGACCCAACGAAUCAGUUGCUAACAAAUGCAAUAAUUGUGAUAUUUGUAUUUAAUGCAAUAAAAUAUAUCUUGUAAAUGGUUCCAUAUAGAUUGUUGAAUAUAUUAAAUAGUGGACAACUUUAUUCGUGUUGUUCUAAUAAAAUUAUUUUUAUAAUAUAAAUAAAUACAUAUAUAUGUAUAUAAGUGAACCUCUGAAGUAGCCUUUAAUAAUGAGUUUCUAAAUAAAGCACGUUGAUAAAUUUAUUGUAAUACAAGAAAUAAAUAUAAAUUGCAUGUAAAAGAAGAAUAAGUGUACCUAUGAACGAGUACAUUUUUGUAAUAUCAAAAGAAUUAACAUAUUAUGAUUGUAAUCAAAAGGGAAUCAGAGCACGACACAUUCCACACGUUAUUUCUAUUCGGUAUAAUUUAUCAUAUUAAUAUUUUUUAAAAAAUCACUUUUAGAAACUCAAUACAAGAUCUUAAUAAAAAUUUGUAAUCCUGUUCACUGGAUGCUUUAAGAUGAUCUAAAAUA
Episyrphus balteatus (marmalade hoverfly) is the source of this 1567-nucleotide messenger RNA. RefSeq lists its product as uncharacterized. Gene Ontology annotation, biological process: sleep; regulation of synaptic transmission, cholinergic; positive regulation of voltage-gated potassium channel activity. The record is from RefSeq and is a predicted model, not a curated record. The coding region runs from base 586 to 1131 and encodes 181 amino acids. The transcript is spliced from 3 exons. NCBI's taxonomy places the organism in Eukaryota, Metazoa, Arthropoda, Insecta, Diptera, Syrphidae.